AGGAACGGGGGGCAGCCAGCCUGGAGACACAGAAGAGGAUUUAUUUAUUAUUUCAUUCUAACACUUCACACACAGAUGCUGUCGGAGGGCAGACAGACGCCAGUGGCCGCUGUGCAGUGUCCCGGUGCAGAGGCGCACACAGAGCCGUGCCCGCGCAGCGCGCUGCUGGACCCCAGCCGGCGGCACCGGACAGCGUUCACGCGCGAGCAGCUGUCCCGGCUGGAGCAGGAGUACAACAAGGAGAGUUACGUGUCCCGACCCCGGCGCUGCGAGCUGGCCACCGCCCUGAACCUCCCGGAGACCACCAUCAAGGUGUGGUUCCAGAACAGGCGGAUGAAGGACAAAAGGCAGAGACACUCUUUGCCGUGGCCCCACCCUCUCGUUGACCCCCUGGGGGCGCUCCUAAUGGGCCGCGCCUCCUCUUCCUCUUCCCUGCCGUACCCCUUCAUCCCACACCACCUCCCUCACCUCCCCCUCCCCAACCACUACCCCCUGGCUCUCUCCUCACCUGCACCGUCAGCUCACAGUCGCUACAAUGCGCCCAUGAGGACCCUGGACUCAUUCCGCCUCUGCCAGUUCCACAACAGAGCGGGGGGGCUGCCUCCAACCACAGCGGCCCUGUACCCCUCCAGCAGCCUGAUGCACCAUCCUGUGUCAUGCCCCUGCCUUCUAUGCAUGCACUGGGGACCAGAACACCUGCUGAAAGCCAGAGGGGAGGCGCUGGGACUGAACCGACCCCAGAGUCCCAAGGUCCAGCCUGCAGGUCUUGAGCGGAGAGAAGAGAUGGUGUGA
This is a messenger RNA of Eleginops maclovinus (Patagonian blennie), 792 nucleotides long. It is a transcript of the gene eve1, whose product is annotated as even-skipped-like1. The coding region runs from base 76 to 792 and encodes 238 amino acids. The transcript has 3 exons. The record is from RefSeq and is a predicted model, not a curated record. Gene Ontology annotation, biological process: regulation of transcription by RNA polymerase II. Gene Ontology annotation, molecular function: RNA polymerase II cis-regulatory region sequence-specific DNA binding; DNA-binding transcription factor activity, RNA polymerase II-specific. Gene Ontology annotation, cellular component: nucleus. Lineage: Eukaryota; Metazoa; Chordata; Actinopteri; Perciformes; Eleginopidae.